AAUUGUGGAUAUUAGAAUUACACAUUGUUUAACUAAAGAAAAACUCUAUAAAAGUAUACAAAAUCAAAUACUUAGUGAAUCGCGAUGUCUCAUGAACACAGAAGCUUUUAUAGAGAGAUCGAUCGCCGUGAUCGUGAUUGGGAUCGACAAGAGUUUAGGAGAAGACGCCGAAGAUCGAGGAGUCUGAGCAGGGACAAACGCCGCAGUCGGUCGCCCCGAAAAAAUGAUAAGGAUAUGUUAGACGAGAACAUACUUAGCGAAAUAUCUAAAUUACCUGAACCCAAUGAGUUGUGGGACAAUCAGUUUCAAGACGGCGGCUAUCCAGCCCCUCCGCCUCCAACGUUCACUCAAGAGACAAUGCCAAAUUCCUCAUAUAGCACAAACUAUUCAUCAUCUUACCCUGGGACAAUGUAUGAUGACUUCCCACCAGGAGCAUCCAUGCCAGGUGCCCCUCAUCCACCUGACAUGGGAGCAUGGAAUCAAAUGUCUCUUCCACCACCUCCAGGAUCUGCCCCAGUCAUAAAGGAACUGUCUAUUGAGGAGCAGAGCAAAAAAGAUGCCGCUAUCGAAACAGAAAUGCGGCAUCAAAAAGCAGCUCUAUCAAAACAAAGAGAAGAAUACAUAAAGAAGGCUGGUACACUUAAAAAAGAACUUGAUACGCUAAAGGACCAACGUAAUGAGCUUCGUGGAGAUUCUAAACGCUCUCCGAGCCCGGAUACUAAGAGGUUCUUGAAAGAGAACACUAAGUUACAGUUGGAGAUCCAGAACAAGUUGAAAACAAUAAACAAUGUGGUGGACAUGCUGAAUGGCAUCAUUGGCGAAGAAGCAAAUGUGAACACUAUUGAGAUGAAAGAGUCGCCUGAACGGACCUCCAAAAAAAAAUCCAGGUCUCCGUCGGGUGCGAAGUUCAACUACGUGUACUACGACCCCGAGAUGCACUGGUGCCGCGUGUGCAACGACUUCCCGCCCACCGCCAAGGACUACCUCAACCAUCUGCACUCUCCCGCGCACCACAAGAUGGCGUCGGCCCACAUGGAGGCUCCGUGGCACGGCGUCUCCGCCCACGAGGGCUUUCCGCCCAACCCCGCCGCGCCCACCAAGCGGACACCUAUCAAGGGCCUACAAUUCUUCGUGCCCUCCACGGCCUGGUACUGCAAGCUGUGCGAUCAGUUCAUAGGAGACCUGCACUGCGCGUCUGCCCAUCUCAAAUCCAUUGUGCACUCCAAGAACUAUGCUAACUUUGUCGAACAAAACCCUCACUGGGAAACGGACUGGAUGUCAGACCGACAGAAAGCCUUCGAGACGACCCGCGGCAAGCUGAAGGCGGAGCUCACCGACAAGUGCGUGUACACGGCGCAGACCAUCACCUUCAGCAAGGACGGCUUCCACUCCAAGAGGAACAAGGACAGCCCUCCGCUCGACGAGAAGAAGAGGAGGAAAGAGAAGCGGAAGAAGUCCAAGAGGAAACGGAACAGCAGCACCAGCUCCUCCAGCAACUCCACGGACUCGUCGGACAGCGAUUCCCAGAAGAAAAAGAAAAAGAAAAAGACAAAAGAAAGAUCGAAAGUGAAGUCGAAGGGUGAGGAGGAGGACGGCGCGCCCAGCCCCCCGCACCCCCGCGCCGCGCCCCCCGCCCUCCCGCCGCACUACCGGACAAAGAAGGAGCAGAGCGAGGAGCCUACGCGUUCCCCGGAGAGGCGCGGCGCCCCCCGCGAGCGCAACCCGGAACCGCCGCGCCGCGACACCGCGCGGCCGGAGCGGCGCCGCUCGCGGUCCCGGACUUCGCCCUCCAGGAGCUACAAGAAGCCCGACAUCAAGAAAAUGCCCUUUAUUGGAAAAAUGCCUCUGUAUAAAAACAUGAGUAGAAAUGUGAAGACCGACGAACAAAAGAAAGAAGAUCUAAAGAAGAAGGAAGAAGAGAGCGAAAUUAACAAAAAGAAAAGAGUGGAGAUGGAUGCUGAAAUACAAAAAAAGGUGGCAGAGUUCAAAGAGAAGAUAGCCAAGGCUCAGCUGGAGAGGGAGCAGCAGAGCCACCAGCGCCCAGAGCCCUUCAUGCUGCCGCUGCCCGCGCCCACGGUCAUGCCGCAGAUGCAACCGGGACAAAUCCCCGGCGCCCCGGGCAGCCUGCCGCGCGACCUGCAGGAGGCGCUGGACAUCAUAUUCCCGUCGGGCGAGGUGAUGGCGCCGCCGCCCUUCGUGCCCGCCUUCCCGCCGCUGCUCGUCAACCAGAUGUUCCCGCACUUCGACAUCAACGCCAUCUACCCCGCCAACCUGUACGAGCAGCCCCGGCCUCCGCAGCGCGUCGAGGCGCAGCCCGAGGCCAAGUUGCUGCCUAAACCUGACGGAACCAAGAAGAAGGAAGAGUUGGACGAGCUGGCGCUGCUGGGCAUGGACGCGUCGGACGUCGGCGCCGGCAUGUAGCCCUCGUGCAGCGCGCUGCUACAGAUCUUCCACGUUAAUAAAACAGUUAAAUGGUGUCCUUGGUCAUUUUCCUUCAGAUGUGUUUAAAUUUGUCAACGUAACGGCUUUAUUCUAAGAAGUGCUUAAACUGUGUAACGAAUGAGGAACGUGAUCAUUUUAGUUAAUGAAAUAAAAAUCAAAUCGAUGGUU
Bombyx mandarina (wild silkworm) is the source of this 2610-nucleotide messenger RNA. RefSeq lists its product as uncharacterized. Lineage: Eukaryota; Metazoa; Arthropoda; Insecta; Lepidoptera; Bombycidae. Gene Ontology annotation, biological process: negative regulation of DNA-templated transcription; positive regulation of DNA-templated transcription. The record is from RefSeq and is a predicted model, not a curated record. Gene Ontology annotation, cellular component: nucleoplasm.